This is a messenger RNA of Clunio marinus, 228 nucleotides long. Lineage: Eukaryota; Metazoa; Arthropoda; Insecta; Diptera; Chironomidae. The record is from the annotation of a GenBank genome assembly.
AUGUUUUUCGUUGAGGUAGAUUGUGGGUGGAGAUGUCUGGGAAAAUAUUCUUUGACGGAAUUUCUUCUUACUGACAAUUCCUUGCAAUGCACGAGAACAAACAAAACAACAUCAAUUUUCCAUGGAUUCAACUACUGCUCUGCCACAAUGUGUGGAAGUCAAGAAACUAAGCAAAUGAACUCGAAUGAACUUUUCAGGAUAUUUAAACUUCAUAACAUGAGCAUAUAA